Tetranychus urticae (two-spotted spider mite) is the source of this 1514-nucleotide messenger RNA. It is a transcript of the gene Tdh, whose product is annotated as L-threonine dehydrogenase. Lineage: Eukaryota; Metazoa; Arthropoda; Arachnida; Trombidiformes; Tetranychidae. The record is from RefSeq and is a predicted model, not a curated record. Gene Ontology annotation, molecular function: L-threonine 3-dehydrogenase activity. Gene Ontology annotation, biological process: L-threonine catabolic process.
GUUUCGCUCAAGGCUAUUAUCUUCCGAGGUUUCCCUCAUUCAUCUUAAAUGCCAAUACUUAGUUACAAGUUGAAUUGAAUUUGAAUAACGUCAACAAUUCAACUCUAAUUUACUGUUUUGGUGUUUUAUUUGUGCUUGAGUUUACUACUUUCAUGUGAUCUUCUCAUCCUCUCUAACUCAGUCCUUAAUCUCGCGUUACAAUCCUUUUUCCAUGAAUUCCUACCUGUCACCCUACAAAUUCCUCAAAGCCACAAAGUUCUUACCACAAUGGGUUUUGAAAAGGGAAAAAUUCAUCCAACAAGGUCAACUAUCAGCUUAUUCAUCUCUUUCAAAUUUACAUGGAAAUUUUGAAAAACUACAAAAACCACCAAAAAUAUUGAUAACAGGUAGUCUUGGUCAACUUGGAACUGGCUUAGCUGCAAAAUUCAGAGAAAUCUAUGGUCCAUCCAAUGUAGUAAUGUCAGAUAUCAUUCAAGCUCCUGAUCAUCUCCUUAAUAAAGGUCCAUACCUUUUUGCCGAUGUUUUGGACUUCAAAAAUCUUCAAGAAAUCAUUGUUAAUCAUCGAGUCGACUGGUUGAUUCAUUUUAGUGCUCUUUUGAGUGCCAUUGGUGAAAACAAUGUUCCUUUGGCAAUGAGAAUCAACAUUGAAGGUCUUCAUAAUAUAAUGGAAUUGGCUAAACAGUACAAACUGCGUCUUUUUGUUCCCAGCACUAUUGGUGCUUUCGGUCCAGAUUCACCUCUAAACCUUACACCUGAUGUGUGCAUCCAGCGUCCUAAAACAAUUUAUGGAGUCUCCAAAGUUCAUGCGGAGUUACUUGGAGAAUAUUAUAAUCAUAAAUUUGGAUUGGAUUUUCGGUGCCUUCGAUUUCCUGGUGUAAUCUCAGCCGAUACAGCACCUGGUGGUGGAACAACUGAUUAUGCUGUUGAUAUAUUUCUCAAGGCAUUGAAAUUUGGUAAAUUUAAAUGCUAUCUUAAACCCGAUACUCGACUUCCAAUGAUUUAUAUUGACGAUUGUCUUCGAGCUUUGGUUGAAUACAUGCAUGUACCUCAAGAUUGGUUACAAAGACGCACUUAUAAUAUAACUGCUAUGAGUUUCACGCCUGCUGAACUGGUUCAAGCUAUUCGUAAAUACAUUCCUGAUCUAGAGGUUACAUAUGAACCUGAUUCUCGACAAAAGAUUGCUGAAAAUUGGCCUCAAGUAUUUGAUGAUACAAAUGCACGAAAAGAUUGGAACUGGAGUCAUCGUCUUGAUAUCGAUGGUUUAGUUCGUGAAAUGUUGGUCAAAAUCUUGGAAACUCAAUCAAGUCCCUAUGUUGAUCGCAAUACAUUAAUGGCUCAGUCUAAUGCUUGACAUAGACCAAACAGUUUAUUGGCUCGAUGCAAACAAAUCUCUUUACCGAAUUAUAUUAAUCAAAGCUUUCAAUUGGAUUAUAACACUUUUCAAUCAACUAACCUGAAGAUAUUUUUUAUAUUGAAUUAUGCUAAUGAAAAUAACAAUUUCAAGUCUAAAUUAA